Molecule: messenger RNA, 3207 nt
Organism: Klebsormidium nitens
Lineage: Eukaryota; Viridiplantae; Streptophyta; Klebsormidiophyceae; Klebsormidiales; Klebsormidiaceae
Source: the annotation of a GenBank genome assembly
AUGGCUGAGACUACUGAGAAGAUCUCCAUCGAGAAGCUAAAAGGAGCAGAGAACUACCAGACUUGGAAGAUCCUGAUCGAAUUGCUUCUGACGGAGAAAGGCCUCAAGAGAUGCGUGGAAGAAGAGAAAAGAUCAGCCACAGAAUUGGCUGCCAGAACUGAAGCGGUCAAGACCAAGGAAGCAGAAGAUCAAGCAAAGGCUUUAGCUGCAAUUGGUCUGAGAGUCUCAUCAGAGUUUCUUGGUGUGAUCACAGAUGCGCAAGGAGGAAAGCUGACUGAAGUGUAUCUCGAAGAUGUGAGAUACGUGCCAGAAGCAGGAGUAAAUCUGGCCUCAAUGAGCAAGUUUCUGGGAAAAGGAGCAAAGCUGGGGAGUGACGGAGUGAUGUUGAAUCUGAGCAUAGCAGGGGAAAAGUUUCUGGAAGCGGUUUGCUGCAAAGGAGUCUCGGUGAUCUGCACCAAGGACAGGGAAGAAGUGGCGUUCGCCAGCAGACAGGUGGCUGAGGCGCGCCUUUGGCACAGGCGCCUUGGACAUGCAAGUUGCGACGCACUGGCCAAAAUGUCCCAAGAGACCCUGGUGGAAGGCCUCCCCCCUCCUCAAGCCUUCCGAAAAGCCGGAGAAUCCCUGUGCGAAGAUUGCAUCCUCGGAAAGCAAACCAGGAAGCCGUUCCAUCCCAGUGACCGAAAGAGCGAAGGGCCUCUUGAGCUCAUUCACUCAGACUUGUGCGGCUCAGUUCCCUGCAAGACAGCCGGCGGAGCCAAGUACGUCGUCACUUUCACUGACGACUACAGUCGAUGCAGUGUCAUUCAACUGCUGAAGACGAAGGACCAGGCAAAGCAAGCUCUCCGUGCUUACGUCAAUUUGGUCGAGAACCAGCUGGGAAAGAAAGUGAAGAAGAUUCAGAGCGAUCGAGGUGGGGAAUACUGGAACGGAGAAGUGAAAGACUACUGUGCUGAAACUGGCAUCUUUCACCAGAAGACAAAUCCUUUCUCCAGUCCAGAAAACGGGGUCGCCGAGAAGCUGAAUCGAACUCUCAUGGACAAGUCAAGAGCGAUGCUUUCCGAGAGCGAACUGGAGCUGAAGUGGUGGGGCGAGGCGAUCCUGACGGCGAACUACGUGAAGAACAGAACGGUGACCAAGAAACACGGAAAGACCCCCCUGGAGCUGUUCUUCGGGAAAAAGCCAAGUGUUCAAAACCUCCGAGUCUUCGGUUGCCGCGCCUUUGUCCACACCCCAGCUCAGAAAAGGACGAAGCUCGACCCAGUCUCAAAGCCCGGGGUUUUCCUGGGGUACGAACCCGGAACGAAGGGGUACCGAAUCCUGCUGACGUCAGAUCUACGAACGAUCGUCAUCAGCAAGGAUGUUACCUUCGACGAGCGGGAGAAGGAGGAGAGCGACCUCUGGGAAUUCGAAGUUCCGCUGACGGCCUCUCCAACCCCGUCAGAGCCGGCAGCUGCAGAGCCCGAGGGAGAGAAGGAAGCGGAAAUCCGAACUCCAGGGAGAGUGGAACCGGGGAGAGCGGAACCGGAAGAGCGGAACGAAGCGACGGAACUCCCAGAAGCGGAAACCAGGGCGGAACCGGAACCGGUCAGAAGCGCGCGCGUCAGAAAGCCCAGCCAGUGGUACAACCCCGACGACUGGUUAACGGCAAACGCGGCGAAGGAAACGGAAGAACCGGUCGAACCAAAGUCCCUGGGGGAAGCGCUCAACAGUCCUGAAGCGGAGCUCUGGCGAAAGGCAAUGGACGAAGAGUUCGGGAGUCUUCAGGAGAACCAGACGUGGGAACUCGCUGAGCCGCCCUCCGGAGUGAAACCCAUCCCCUGCAAGUGGGCCUUCAAGUUGAAGCGAGACGAGAACGGGCAGAUCAACCGGUACAAGGCAAGACUGGUGAUCAAGGGUUUCCGGCAGAAGAAGGGAGUCGACUUUGAAGAAGUCUUUGCCCCCGUGAGCCGGCAUGUGACUCUUCGGACCCUUCUGGCAGUUGCAGCGGUGGAAGACCUGGAGGUGGAUCAACUGGACAUCAAAACGGCCUUCCUAAACGGGGAACUCGACGAAGAAAUCUGGAUGGAGCAGCCAGAGCUCUUCCAGACCGGCGGACCGAAGCUGGCCUGUCGCCUCAAAAAGUCCCUGUACGGUCUCAAGCAGGCUCCACGUGUCUGGUACUUGAAGCUGGCCAAGGAGAUGGAAGGUCUGGGGUUUGAGCCUUCGGCGGCGGAUCCAGCUCUGUUCAUCCGGGAGAGCGAGAGCGACGGAAGAGCGUUUGUGGCGGUCUGGGUGGACGACGCGCUGGUAGUCGGGAAGAAGUCGGUGGUCGGAAACGUCAAGGCGGCGCUCGCGCGGAUCUUCGAAGUGAGAGACUUGAGGCCGGUGAACUACUUUCUCGGAAUGGAAGUGAAGCGCGAUCGGGAGAAUCGGACAGUAACCCUGACUCAGAAGCGGGCGGCAAAGGACCUGCUCGAAGACUACGGAAUGAGCGCGACGCGGCCGCGAGGCGUCCCGCUAAACCCUGGCGAAAAGGUGCAGAAGGAGGGAGAGGCUUUAGACACGGAGCGGUGUCCCUUCCCGAGCCUGGUCGGCAGCCUCAUGUACCUAGCCAACUGCACAAGACCGGACCUGGCCCAAGCGACGGCGUCCCUGGCGAGAUUCAUGAGCUGUCCCACGGAAAACCACUGGCGUUUGGCGAAAGGCGUCCUGAGCUACUUAGCCGGAACCACGGAUCAGGGGUUAACCUUCGGAGAGGGGCCUUUAGAGUUCUCGGGGUUCUGUGACGCUAACCACGGGGGCGACCUGGAUACCCGGCGCAGCACGACCGGUUAUGUCUUCGUGUUUGGCGGCGCGGCAGUGAGCUGGUCAAGCAAGUUACAGCAGACCGUAGCGUUCAGCACAGUUGAGGCGGAAUACAUGGCGGCCGCUCACGCGGCAAAAGAAGGACUCUGGAUCCGGAAGCUUGCGGUGCACCUGGGGAUCAAGUGCGGACAGUUGCUGAUCCAGAGCGACAACCAAGGGGCCUUGCAGCUCAUCAAACACCCCAUCACAUCCCAGCGCUCAAAGCACAUAGACAUCACCCAUCACUUUGUGCGCGAGCGUGUCAUCCGGAAGGAGCUCAAGUUCGACUACUGCCCGACCAAGAAGAUGCCAGCCGACUUCCUGACCAAGCCUUUGAACCAGCAAAAGUUCGAGGAGUGUAAGAAGAGAGUCGGCAUGACAUAA